Bactrocera tryoni is the source of this 1284-nucleotide messenger RNA. RefSeq lists its product as uncharacterized. The transcript has 5 exons. The record is from RefSeq and is a predicted model, not a curated record. Bases 233 to 1180 code for a protein of 315 amino acids. NCBI's taxonomy places the organism in Eukaryota, Metazoa, Arthropoda, Insecta, Diptera, Tephritidae.
CCACAAUACUAGAGGUUUGUUUACAAAGAGACACCACUUCACUCAGCAGCGAAUAAAUAAAGCGCUGAAGCUCACCUACGCCAACUUUCAGCUUUUAUAUACAUACUUGUAUGUAUAUACAUAUGUAAGCAUGCACUUAGUUAUUGCUGAAGACUUGGCUUAGAGCAAACUGAAGUUUUAUCUAAUUUAACGAGAAUUCGAAGCACGCAAUUCUGCACGAAGCAAAUGGACGAUGCAUAUGGCAGAUUUAGAGAUCAGAAUAAUGGUGAAUGCCGCUUGUGUUUGCCAAGAGAAAGGCGUCGAUUACUGUGCCAAGUGCAAGGAACCCACAUUCGUGCGGCCUAAACCACGUCAUGGCUGUCUCAAUCCAGAGUUGGACCUCACACCCAUCGGCAACAGCUGUUCCUGCGACAAGCUAUUCGUUGAACCGGCUGCAUUGCCCAAGCCAUGCAGUAAUAAAAAGCCAGCACCGAAAAAUUCAGUAUGUAAAUGCUCAGCGCAGUCGCCAAGUGCUAGUUAUUAUCCACCAACACCAACAGUUUAUGAAACACCAAAAACAGGUGACUAUUAUAAGCCAGCACCACUGCCAUCAACACCAUCAUUAUCCUACAAGUCGUCAUCAUGCGGUUGCUCGUCGGCGUCGACAAUUCCCGCAUAUCCUUUACCUGAUGCAACUUAUGCGCAACCACAAGACAGCACAGUACCUGCCGAUCCGAUAAGCAUAAAUCUGGCUUUGCAGGCUAAUAAAGCGAUAGCAGUGCCAGAAGCCAAGCUGGCCUAUGGUUUUGCGAAGAAACCGAUUGAUAGUAUGAAGAAAAUCACCUUCUCCAAUGUACCAGAGGAAAAUCUCUUCAAACUGAAGAAUAAUGUUAUUACAUUCAAAAAACCAAAGCUUACACCAGCACCACUGUCGGAAGAGGAAGAAGUCGACGAAGAAGAAUUAGUGGAAACAGCAGAUACUCCUGCACAACUUACGUACCAGCAAUUGGGUUAUGUGCCGGAACAUUUUAAGAAUCCGAAAUUUCGUAAAGUCAGUACAGUUUAUAGUGACGAUUAUUAUUCACAUGAAGCCGGUUACCCGUUACCGUAUAAAGUGAAGGUGGAUUGUGGUUUUAAACCCGGACGCAUGGCGGCGUACUUCAAACAAAAACCACAAAAUGAGCCGGCGGCUUAUUACUAGUGGUUAUCAAAUCGCAAGGCUAAGAACUUGCUAUUUUAUUUUCUUUAAAUGUGUAGUAGUUGCAUGUAUAUUUUUCAUAAAACCCCUCCGUUAGACUAAGUUCG